GCGGCUUUCCUUACUGAGCCGCUAGCAACACGACCCCUGGCCACGUCUCAAACGACACUUCGGACACAGCCGGACCCACAUAAGGCGGUCCGGAGGUUGGCUGCGGACCGGGCAGAACCGAAGACCGGCUCCGUCUCCACUUCCAACGUGAAGCCGUGCGUCUCCAAAAAGCGAAGACCACCAUCAACCAUCACCAUCUUCAAUCCAUCUCCAAUCCAUCAUGCCUCACAGAGUGAAACUCAGCACUGUGGUGUUUCUGGUGAUACUUCAGGGAGCGGCCGUGGUCCUCUUCUGCGGUUGGUACAUCCCGCUCAGCGGCCCCUGCGGCUCGGCACCCUCGGACGGGAAAGUCCACGUGCUGCUGCUGUCCUCGUGGAGAUCGGGUUCCUCCUUUGUGGGUCAGGUGUUCAGUCAGCACCCGUCUGUCUUCUACCUCAUGGAGCCCGCUUGGCACGUCUGGACCAAACUAAGGAACACCGGCGCUCAUGCGCUGCGAAUGGCUGUCAGGGAUCUAACGCGUAGCGUGUUCCAGUGCGACUUGUCCGUGAUGGAGGCCUACCUACCGGAGCGCCACAACGUAUCGUCUUUGUUCAUGUGGAGCCACAGUCGAGCGCUGUGCUCGCCGCCGGCCUGCCCCCUCACCGCACGCGGCCAUUUCAGCAAUCAAACGCAAUGCCUCCACGCGUGUGAUGCGAGCGGCCUGCAGGGGGCGCAGGCAGCCUGCGCCUCUUACAGUCACGUCGUGUUGAAAGAGGUGCGGUUCUUUGAACUGGAAUCCUUAUAUCCUCUCUUUCAGGAUCCGAGCCUCGACUUGCGUAUCAUUCAUCUGGUUCGAGAUCCACGAGCCGUGUUGCGGUCUCGGGAGGAGUCGGCUAGAGCGUUUGUUAGCGACAACAACGUUGUCUUGGAGCACAGAACCGUACCGGCGGCCGAGGUGCAGUAUCAAGUCAUGCAGGAGAUCUGCCGCAGCCACGUGCGCGUCGCCGAACGGGCGCUGCGGAAACCACCGCCGUUUCUGAAAGGCCGCUAUAAACUGGUACGUUACGAGGACGUGGCGAGAAAUCCACUCGAGGAGAUCGCCGCCAUGUACGAGUUUGUCGGAUUGGACAUGAGCGGUCAGCUGAGGGAAUGGAUUCAUCAGCUGACUCACGGAAAAGGUAAAGGUUCGGGGAAAGAGGCCUUUAAGAUCACGUCAAGGAACGCGGCCGAUGUGUCCCAGGCUUGGCGCACCACGCUCACGCACAGUAAGGUCAAGCGCGUCCAGGAAGUGUGCCAGGGCGCCAUGUCGAUGCUGGGAUACAGGACGGUUCGCAACGACAAAGAGCAGAAGAGACUUGACGCGGAUUUGCUGGUACCGCGGGAACCGUACCGCUUCAGCUGGUUGCCAGCCAAAACCGACUACUCGGCUAAAAGUUAAGAGCGCGCCGGUACGACGCCAUUGGGGACUCAAGUUACAAAACACAGGCGCCCGUGAUGGUUCAUCCUGACACUUCUGUUUCAUAACCUCCGCCUUUCGUAAAUCAGUAGAAGGACCCGUCAAAACACACGCUAAUUAAUAAAAAUCUCAUUUUCAUUCAUGACAAUUCUAACCAUUCCAGCAGAAUUCCCAUUUCCCCAUCACACUCAUUCAUUCAUUUUUGGUGGCCAGCCAAUCCCAGGGCACAUAUAGACAAACAACCAUUCACACUCACAUUCAUACCUAUGGACAAUUUGGAGUGGCUAAUUAACCUAGCAUGUUUUUGGAAUGUGGGAGGAAACCGGAGUACCCGGAGAAAACCCACGCAUGCACGGGGAGAACAUGCAAACUUCACACAGAGAUGGCCGAGGGUGGAAUUGAACCCUGGUCUCCUAGCUGUGAGGUCUGCGCGCCAACCACUCAAUCGCCGUGUCGCCCAAAAAUUUAGCAAACUCCAAAAAUUCCCACUGUUUUCCAAGCACAAAUUACCUUUUGAUGUUAAGAAUUCUUAGCGCCAUUACAAAAAAAAACAUUACAACAUCAGGACAUUUAGUUUUUCCACAGAAUUCCACAUUUUUCCAGCCCUUUUCCAACAGUCAGGCAAACAAUUUUAUCCCCAUGUUUUUGGAAUGUGGGAGGAAACCGGAGUACCCGGAUGCACGGGGAGAACAUGCAAACUUCACACAGAGAUGGCCGAGGGUGGAAUUGAACCCUGCUCCUCCUAGCUGUGAGGUCUGCACUAACCACUCAACCGCCGUGUCGCCCAAAAAUUUAGCAAACUCCAAAAAUUCCCACUGUUUUCCAAGCACAAAUUACCUUUUGAUGUUAAGAAUUAUUAGUGCCAUGACAAAAAAAACCAAAAAACCAGGAGUGUUUGAAUUCCCAGUGUCAAUAUAACCGCCGUGCCGCCCUCAUCACACUCAAACUAUUCCAAAAAUUUAGCAAACGCCAAAAAUUCCCACUGUUUUCCAAGCACAAAUUACCUUUUGAUGUUAAGAAUUCUUAGCGCCGUUACAAAAAAAACAUUACAACAUCAGGACAUUUAGUUUUUCCACAGAAUUCCACAUUUUUCCAGCCCUUUUCCAACAUCAAAACAGUCAGGCAAAACAAUUUUAUCCCCACAUUUUCCCUUCCAGCAUUCCAGUUCAGCUCCUCAGCAUCCAAACACGGAUUCAAUCCAAAGUGCCUUCCGUAGGUGAUAAGUAGACGCAUGACGAUUGUCUGCGGACGAGAAAUAAAACGGUAAAGUUGGAGUGUUUGAAUUCCCAGUGUCAAUAUAACCGCCGUGCCGCCCUCAUCACACUCAAACUAUUCCAAAAAUUGAGCAAACUCCAAAAAUUCCCACUGUUUUCCAAGCACAAAUUACCUUUUGAUGUUAAGAAUUCUUAGCGCCGUUACAAAAAAAAACAUUACAACAUCAGGACAUUUAGUUUUCCACAGAAUUCCACAUUUUUCCAGCUCUUUUCCAACAUCAAAACAAAAAAAUGUAUCCCCACAUUUUCCCUUCCAGUAUUCCAGUUCAGCUCUUCAGCAUCCAAACACGGAUUCAAUCCAAAAGUGCCUUCCGAGGGUGAUAAGUAGACGCAUGACGAUUGUCUGCGGACGAGAAAUAAAACGGUAAAGUUGGAGUGUUUGAAUUCCCAGUGUCAAUAUAACCGCCGUGCCGCCCUCAUCACACUCAAACUAUUCCAAAAAUUUAGCAAACGCCAAAAAUUCCCACUGUUUUCCAAGCACAAAUUACCUUUUGAUGUUAAGAAUUCUUAGCGCCAUUACAAAAAAAAACAUUACAACAUCAGGACAUUUAGUUUUUCCACAGAAUUCCACAUUUUUCCAGCCCUUUUCCAACAUCAAAACAGUCAGGCUAACAAUUUUAUCCCCAUGUUUUUGGAAUGUGGGAGGAAACCGGAGUACCCGGAUGCACGGGGAGAACAUGCAAACUUCACACAGAGAUGGCCGAGGGUGGAAUUGAACCCUGGUCCUCCUAGCUGUGAGGUCUGCGCGCCAACCACUCAUCCGCCGUGCCGCCCAAAAAUUUAGCAAACUCCAAAAAUUCCCACCGUUUUCCAAGCACAAAUUACCUUUUGAUGUUAAGAAUUCUUAGCGCCAUUACAAAAAAAAACAAAAAACCAGGAGUGUUUGAAUUCCCAGUGUCAAUAUAACCGCCGUGCCGCCCUCAUCACACUCAAACUAUUCCAAAAAUUUAGCAAACUCCAAAAAUUCCCACUGUUUUCCAGACACAAAUUACCUUUUGAUGUUAAGAAUUCUUAGCGCCGUUACAAAAAAAACCAUUACAACAUCAGGACAUUUUGUUUUUCCAUAGAAUUCCAUAUUUUUCCAGCCCUUUUCCAACAUCAAAACAGUCCCCACAUUUUCCCUUCCAGCAUUCCAGUUCAGCUCUUCAGCAUCCAAACACGGAUUCAAUCCAAAGUGCCUUCCGCAUGACGAUUGUCUGCGGACGAGAAAUAAAACGGUAAAGUUGGAGUGUUUGAAUUCCCAGUGUCAAUAUAACCGCCGUGCCGCCCUCAUCACACUCAAAUUAUUCCAAAAAUUUGGCAAACUCCAAAAAUUCCCGCUGUUUUCCAAGCACAAAUUACCUUUUGAUGUUAAGAAUUCUUAGCGCCGUUACAAAAAAAACAUUACAACAUCAGGACAUUUAGUUUUUCCACAGAAUUCCACAUUUUUCCAGCCCUUUUCCAACAUCAAAACAGUCCCCACAUUUUCCCUUCCAGUAUUCCAGUUCAGCUCUUCAGCAUCCAAACACGGAUUCAAUCCCAAGUGCCUUCCGCAGGUGAUAAGUAGACGCAUGACGAUUGUCUGCGGACGAGAAAUAAAACGGUAAAGUUGGAGUGUUUGAAUUCCCAGUGUCAAUAUAACCGCCGUGCCGCCCUCAUCACACUCAAACUAUUCCAAAAAUUUGGCAAACUCCAAAAAUUCCCGCUGUUUUCCAAGCACAAAUUACCUUUUGAUGUUAAGAAUUCUUAGCGCCGUUACAAAAAAACCCCAUUACAAUAUCAGGACAUUUAGUUUUUCUACAGAAUUCCAUAUUUUUCCAGCCCUUUUCCAACAUCAAAACAGUCCCCACAUUUUCCCUUCCAGUAUUCCAGUUCAGCUCUUCAGCAUCCAAACACGGAUUCAAUCCAAAGUGCCUUCCGCAGGUGAUAAGUAGACGCAUGACGAUUGUCUGCGGACGAUAAUAAAAAAUAAAACGGUAAAGUUGGAGUGUUUGAAUUCCCAGUGUCAAUAUUUGUCUUGUGAUGGGCAGCAUAGCGGAACAGAUCACAACCUUUCUGGUGUAAACGCUAAUGAGUGGCGGUUUAGGUGUCUGAAGUUCAAACAUGUCCUGAAAAGUCUCCAAAAUAUAAUAACUGGAUGUUUACUAUUGUGGAAUAUUAAUAUAUUAUGUAAUAUUAUUACAUGUGUAAAUGUGACCUGUACAAUGUGAUUGCUGGGUUUGGCCUCAUCUGCCAGGGAUGUUUUCCUAUUUAUUAUGGAAUUAAUGGCUGGAAUAAACAUUCACAAA
Messenger RNA from Doryrhamphus excisus (bluestripe pipefish), 4976 nucleotides. It is a transcript of the gene chst6, whose product is annotated as carbohydrate sulfotransferase 6. Gene Ontology annotation, biological process: sulfur compound metabolic process; N-acetylglucosamine metabolic process; carbohydrate metabolic process. Gene Ontology annotation, cellular component: Golgi membrane. Gene Ontology annotation, molecular function: N-acetylglucosamine 6-O-sulfotransferase activity. Lineage: Eukaryota; Metazoa; Chordata; Actinopteri; Syngnathiformes; Syngnathidae. The record is from RefSeq and is a predicted model, not a curated record.